Messenger RNA from Prorocentrum cordatum, 618 nucleotides. Lineage: Eukaryota; Dinophyceae; Prorocentrales; Prorocentraceae. The record is from the annotation of a GenBank genome assembly.
AUGCUGCGCGUCCUCCUGCUGCCCAAGGAGGACCCGCGGCUGUGGCAGCGCUCCCUGCUCCCGCAGGAGCUCGCCGACCUCCGCGAUCGCCUCGCGCAGUGCCUUGCCGCGCCGGAGCUGGGGGAGGUGCGGGCACCCAGCGAGCUGCUGUCGGCGCUGGACGCCGCCGGUCACGGCGGCCUGUGCGUGCGGCGCCGCCUCGGCGAGGAGCCGUGCCCCGUCUGCUUCGACCCCGUCGGGGCGCGCGCGGAGGCCGCGUACUGCGCGCGCUGCGGCCGGAACGUGCACCGCGGCUGCCUCGCGCAGUGGUGGGCGGCCGACGCCGCGCAGGGCGCCGUCGGCGCCGCUCCGAGCGGGAGCUCCAGCGCCGGCCCGCCCGCGCCGGAGGGCCCCGGCAGCCGCGGGCGGUGCCCCGCCUGCCGCGCCGCCUGGGCCGAGGGGGCGGGCGGCCGGGCGCCUGGGCAGAACCUGCCGCGCGGCGUGAACCUGGCCGAGCACUCGGAGGCCCACAGGACCAUGCGCGGUGUGCCCGCGCUCCCGCCGGACCGCGUGCUGCCUGCGCUUCCAGGGGGGCCCAUGUGGCACAAGCGGGAGAGCGUGACGAGCGAGACGAGGUGA